UAAGGAGUGGCUACACAGAGUCUGUACUUUUAUUCAAUAGAGCUGUGUGCCUGUGUGGGGUUUUUUUUUUGGGUUGUCCUCCUAUUCAAGGCAGUGAAUUCUCUUUUCUUGCUGCUUCAAGCUCUUUUCAUCAGAGAGCGUUCAAAUAUUGGAUUGGAUUCAUCAUCAUUGUUCUAUGUCUGGUUGCUGAGCUGCUGUUACAUUUUCACAUAGGACCCAGGGCUAGUGUUUAUUUGUCUUCAGAUUUGGUUUUGAAACGCGCAAGAGCUCAUCAUGGAUGACUUUGAACGUCGCAGGGAGCUCAGGAGACAGAAACGGGAGGAAAUGCGCCAAGAAACUGAAAGAGUAACCUACCAGAGAAAUGACGAUGACGAAGAGGAAGCCGCAAGGGAGCGCCGCCGCCGGGCCCGUCUUGAGAGACAACGCUUGCAGGAUGUAGGAGACGGAAGUGUGACAGAAGUCAACUCUCAGAAUAGUAUCACAGUAGAGGGGACAAGAUCUACAACGACUAACUCUGAUUUGUCUACGGAUGACGAGGCUGCAUUGUUGGAAAGAAUAGCCAAGCGAGAAGAGAGGCGUCAAAAGCGUCUAAAAGAGGCGUUGGAUCGUCAAAAGGAAUUUGAUCCCACGAUCACAGACGAGAGUCUAUCGCUUGAAAAAAGCACCAGAAACGGAGAAAAUGAAGUCGAAGAAAAUGAUACCUCUACAAAAGACCAAGAUUCUGUAACUGUGACCCGCCGGAGUAAAUACGAGGUUGAGGAGACCGAGACGGUGGUCGUGUCGCACGAGAAGAAUGAUCAGAAAGAGGAACCUGAAGAAGUGGAGGAUGCCAAGCCGGACGAGAAAGAAGAUUUACAAGAGGAAAUUCAAGUAGAGGAAAAUCAGGUAGCAGUGACCUUUGAAAUUAAAAAUGUAAUCCAUGAAACUGAUAUAGCAAAAUUAGAAAUUGAUGGGGAGGGACGUGACAUACAAAUCAGUGUUCGGUUAGGGGGAGAGGUGAAAAAAGAUGAUUCAAAAGAACAAGAACGACAACAGGAAGAAGAAAGUGAAAGGGCUGAGGCAGAGGGGAGGGCUGAGGAUGAAGGGACUGGAGCAGAGAGGAGAGCUGCUGAGGAAAGAGCUGAAGCAGAGAGGAAAGCAGCAGAGGAAAGGGCUGAGGCAGAGAGGAAAGCAGCAGAGGAAAGGGCUGAGGCAGAGAGGAAAGCUGCAGAGGAAAGGGCUGAAAGAGAGAGGAAAGAAGCAGAGGAAAAGGAAAGGAUAGCAGAAGAGGCAGAAAGGAAAGCAGCAGAGGAAAGGGACAGGCUUGAAGCAGAAGCCAAAAGAGAAGCAGAACAAAGGGAAAAAGAAAGAGCUGAAGCAGAAGCAAGAGAAAGGGAGAGACGUGAAGAAGAAGAGAGGAGGGCAGCGGAGAAAAGAGCUGAGGCUGAAAGAAAAGCAGAAGAGGAAAGAAUUAAAGCAGAGCAAAAAAAGGCAGAAGAGGAAAGGAAAAGAUUAGAGGCGGAACAAAAGAGAGCAGCGGAGGAAAAGAGAAAGGCAGAGGAGAAGAAAGCUGCAGAAGAGAAAGAGAGGAAAAAGGCAGAGGAAAAAAAAGCCGCUGAAGAGAAGGCUAGGUUAGAAGCCAAGAAGAAAGAGGAAAAAAUUAAAGUAGAAGAGAAGAAAGACAAGAAGGCUGACGACAAACAGGUAAAAGAAAAGAGCGUGACGGAGCAGAAGAUCCAGCCAGCGUUCUUAAGGAAACAGGGAGAAGACAAAGAAAAAGCCGAAGCUAAAAAGGAAAAAGAUGAGAAACUGCGAGGAGGAUUCAGAAAGGAAGAGUUGAAAGAUGACAAAAAGAAGGACGAGGGGAAGCUCGGUUGGGAACGCAAGAAAACCUUUCCUGAAACCAAAGUACAAAAUGGAGAAACUCAUCAUGAAGCCACCCCCCAGAAGCUUAAACACCUUGAGAAGUUUGGUGGGGCAAAAGCUCCCGUUAGCACUGACGAAGCCGACUCUGUAUCAAAGGUGGAAGCAGGAAAGAGGCUGGACGAACUACGUCGUAAAAGAGGUGAAAGCGAAACGGGCGAAUUUGAGAAGCUGAAGCAGAAGCAACAGGAAGCGGCCGUGGAGUUAGAGGAACUGAAGAAAAGGCGCGAGGAACGUCGAAAAAUAUUGGAGGAGGAGGAACAGAAAAAGAAGCAGGAAGAGGCAGAGCGGAAGGCCAAAGAGGAGGCUGAGAAAAAGAGGCUGAAAGAAGAAAUUGAAAAGAGAAGGGCAGAGGCUGCAGAGAAAAGGCAAAAGGUUCCAGAGGAUGGUGUACAAGAAGAGAAGAAGCCAUUUAAGUGUUUUACUCCCAAAGGUUCAUCAUUGAAGAUUGAGGAACGGGCAGAAUUUUUGAAUAAGUCAGCUCAAAAGAGUCUUAAAUCCACACAACCCGCAACAGUUGUUGUCUCCAAAAUUGAUAGCCGGCUCGAGCAAUACACCAGCGCGAUCGGGAGCAACAAAAGUGCCAAACCUUUGAAGGCAGCACCCUCCGACCUUCCCUUGCCGGCCGAUGGUGUCCGUAACAUAAAGAGCAAGUGGGAAACGGGGAAUGUUUUCUCAUCACCAAGCAAUGCAAUGUCUCCAAAUAAGGAAACAGCAGGCCUUAAAGUUGGAGUAUCUAGCCGUAUUAACGAAUGGCUGACCAAAACUCCAGAGACGAGUAAAUCUCCUGCUUCAAAGCCUUCCGAUUUAAGACCCGGGGAUGUAUCUGGCAAACGCAAUAUUUGGGAAAAACAGCAAGUGGAGAAAUCUGGAUCACCCACUAAGGACUGAGAUUUGAAAAGGAGCCCUAGGAAGUUUCCCCGAAGCCGUUGGACCAACUCAGUUACAAAGUGCUAAAUUGACCUUUUUAUAUUUAUGUUUACUUACCAAAAAUGUGUUUCUCAUUAUAUGGAUUUAAAUCCAUUUACAUCAGCGAUCUAUUCGAUAAGCCCAAAAAUCAAGACAUUCGGCCUGGAAAAUAUUAUUGCCUUUGCACAAUUUAUUUUUUUUAAAUGAUAAUCAGGCUGUGAAACAAAUUAUUUCUGCUGAUGCAUAUUUUUUCAAAAAGUUCUGCCCAGGUAGGAGUUUAGUUUUAAAGGCAGUUUUAUUUGACAUUUUUUUUAAAGACUCAUGAGGCACUUUAGAAUAAAAUAGAAUUUAGUAAACUUAGUCGAUAUAAAGGAACCGGUAUCUAAUGGAAUGAUACUGCAUUUUUAAAUUAACCUUUUCUUUGCAAAGUAUUCUUAAAAAAACAAAACACAAAAAAACAGCCUUUCCAGUUCAUUAUUGAUAACACCAAAUUUAAUUUGUAUUAGCAAACUGUGGUACUUAUAUGAUUGAUCUUGUAAUGUUGUUCAUUCAGCAAUUGCAGUUUAUACACACAAUACAGUAUAUACAGGUAGCGUUUAAUGUUAUGACACUAUUAAAUGGUGAAUGCUUUUCUAUGUGCUAGAAUAUGACGCAAGUUUUUUUUUUUUUUUACAUGCUAGUCUACAUCACAGCUUUUUUUUAACUCACUUUUUUUUUUAGGAUUUAGAUUUUUUUUGGACAUUGUAGGAAAAAUAUUAAUCCCAGUAUGAUCUCGAAUUAACUUUGGAAAACACAGGUACAAUACAUAACGUCGUAACAAAAUUAGUUUACAUUUGGUAAAACGCAAUUAAUUUAUAAAAACAGAAAUUUUAUUAUUUUCUAAAGUCUUGCAAAAAUCUUUAAUUCAGAAUACCGCCGUCAGGGGCGACGUACAGUAAUUUCGUUCUUUUUUUAAAAAAAAAAUAAAUAAAAAAAUAAAUAUGCAUAUUAACGCAUUCCAGAGUUGUUGACAGGCAGGUUUCAUUUUAUAUGUAAAUAAUAAACAUUUUCUGCAGCAUAAAAAAAAAAAUUAAAAAUAAAAUUUAAAAAAUCACAUUUGGCUUAAAGAUCUGUGAAGAUUAAGUGAGUUGCUAUUAUCUUGUAGCGAUCAUGGAUCGUUACAAAUAAAAAAUACUAUUUGCGAUGGCUCCAUCUGCAAGAAUAAGAACGAUCACAUUGCUUUUUUGUAUGUGAACGAUUAGAUACACUGCUUUGCUGGAAGAUAAGUACUCUCUUUUUAAUAAAUCCAUUAGUUUGUUUUGCAAAUUGCAAGUGCACUCAGUUAUUGUGUAAGGAGGGCUAAGUCCGGGCAAACCUGCGUCCUUAUUUUGUGAACACUUUGAACAUUUCAACCGCAUAGAAUAAUUUGUUUAAACAAUGUAUUAUGAAACUGCAACCACAAUAAAUGGAUAAAUUUCA
This is a messenger RNA of Spea bombifrons (plains spadefoot toad), 4269 nucleotides long. RefSeq names its product caldesmon 1 (gene CALD1). NCBI's taxonomy places the organism in Eukaryota, Metazoa, Chordata, Amphibia, Anura, Pelobatidae. Gene Ontology annotation, biological process: actin filament bundle assembly; angiogenesis; muscle contraction. The transcript is spliced from 15 exons. The coding region runs from base 274 to 2793 and encodes 839 amino acids. Gene Ontology annotation, molecular function: calmodulin binding; actin binding; myosin binding. Gene Ontology annotation, cellular component: actin cytoskeleton. The record is from RefSeq and is a predicted model, not a curated record.